This is a messenger RNA of Kluyveromyces marxianus DMKU3-1042, 2778 nucleotides long. RefSeq names its product ATP-binding mismatch repair protein (gene PMS1). Lineage: Eukaryota; Fungi; Ascomycota; Saccharomycetes; Saccharomycetales; Saccharomycetaceae. Gene Ontology annotation, biological process: mismatch repair. The record is from RefSeq and is a predicted model, not a curated record. The transcript has a single exon. Gene Ontology annotation, cellular component: MutLalpha complex. Bases 1 to 2778 code for a protein of 925 amino acids. Gene Ontology annotation, molecular function: ATP hydrolysis activity; mismatched DNA binding; ATP binding.
AUGGGAAUCCAAUCCUUGGAUACCACAGAUAUUCAUAAAAUCACAUCUGGACAAGUGAUUAUUGAUUUGCGUAGUGCAGUAAAAGAAUUGAUAGAGAAUAGUCUGGACGCGAAAGCUGACAAGAUUGACAUUGUAUUCAAAAAUUACGGCAUAGAAUCUAUAGAGUGUACGGACAAUGGAACUGGAAUUUCUGAAUCAGAUUUAGAUAAUAUUGGUCUAAAACAUCGUACUUCAAAAAUUUCUAGCUUUGAGGAUGUUUCUAAAGUGACAUCGUUUGGUUUUAGAGGAGAAGCCAUAGCUUCGUUAUGCCAAAUGGGUAAUGUCUCCAUAACUACCACUACAAAGGGUCCUAAAGCUUACAAAGUGGUUAUUACGCAUGGAGGCAAACGUACAAAGACUGUAUGCUCAAGGAAUACAGGAACAACUAUCACGGUAUCGAACCUCUUCGAUACGUUACCUGUACGAAAGAAAGACUUUGUUAAGAACCAUAAAAGGCAAUUCAGUAGGAGUGUUGAAUUGAUUCAAAGUUAUGCUUUAAUUCAAACAAAUGUUAAGAUUUCGGUAAGUAAUAUUCUUCCAUCUGGGCGCAAAACUGCAGUAUUGUCAUCCACUGGGAAGUCUGAUUUAAAAAGGAACCUUCUUUCUAUAUUUGGUUCAAAUGCUAUAAAGGGGCUAGAAAAUAUAUCACUAGAACUCUCUGUGUCAAAUAUCAGACAUAAUUCAAUACUUCCGGAAAGCUUCCAAAAUGAAGAUAUGGGAGAUGAAAUAAAAAUUCAGGUAACAGGUAUGAUAUCCAUGAUAUCUUUUGGGUGCGGAAGGGCAACUAAAGAUCGACAAUAUAUCUAUAUCAAUGGAAGACCGGUUGAAUAUCCUAAAGUUGCGAAAACAGUUAACGAAAUGUACCAAAGCUUUAACAAUAUCCAAUAUCCAACCUUCGUCUUAAAUUUCAUAAUUGAUCCUAAGUUUUUAGAUCUAAACAUCACUCCAGACAAAAGAACAGUAGUUUUGCAUUACGAAGAGUACGUUUUAGACGCAUUUAAAGAGGAAUUAAAUAUAUUCUUCCAAAAACAAGGUUUUGUGGUUCCUAAAUCUGACAAUAAUUCAACACGAAUCACGAAUAACAAACGUAUCAAACUUGAGUCUCUUUCACAGGACAUCCCAAAUGAUGAUGAAAAUACCAAUAAUCAUUCGACGAAAGUUAGAAGAAUAAUAAAGGAGGAGGAAUAUGAAAUAACCCCAUUCAAAGAAAACAGCAUACCGCCUUUGAUCGACGAAGAGGAAAAGACCGAAGCGCAAGAAAUCAAAAAGAAAAAAUGGCAACCUGAAAGUGAUGCGCUGGAUGACGAUGUACGAGUUGAACCUGAUUCUAUGGAUGUGGAUGUAAAAUUCGAAGAACCGAAAAAGAGCUCAACAUGCUCUUCUCCAAUUCUUGCACCUUCAAUGGACGUUAACGCGGAAGAAACAUCUUUAUCAGAUACUAACACUCAUGUGGUUAAGGAACAAACUCCACAUUUUCCACCGGAAGCUGAUACUCAACCCACUGAAAUGGAUAAAUCAUCUGAAAUCAGUAUUACCGAUGAAGUUGAUCUAUCUAUAAGUGAAGUCCUUCCCUCAAAAUCUGUGAAAAUAGGCCAAUCUAAAUUGGAUUCUUUUCUUCAUCGGCGGUCUUCUGUAGUUUCUAUUGAAGAACCUGUUCUAGAUAUCGACGAAGUUGUAGUAAACAUUGAUAAUAAUAUAACAACGAUACCUGCUUCACAAGAUGGAAGUAACGCUUUGGUAUUUCAUCCCCAACAUGUAAACGAUCACAAUUGCAGUCAUACCCAUCAUAGUACUCCGGACUCAUCAUUAUCGGAUAAUGACCAUUUUGAGGAAGACAGAAGCAGCCAAUCUAUGGAAGAUAGAGAUGGUUCUGCCCAAUCGUUAAAGUUCAAUUUACCAGAGGGUAUCAAAAAUGAAAUAGUCUCUCCAAUGGCACAAGAAAUCCAUAACCUAUUUACAACAUUCCAUAUUUCAUUGAAGACGGAAGUGCAAAGGGCCAAGCAAGUGGUAAAUUGCAUAGAAAUGGAUAGAGCCAUCAAACAUGAGAGAUUAGUCAAUGAAAUAGCGUCGAUUGAAGAUAAAGAAAAAGCCGAAGAUUUAUUAAGUUUAACAGUUUCAAAAAGCGAUUUUAAGAAUAUGAAUAUUGUUGGACAGUUCAAUCUUGGGUUUAUUAUUGUUACAAGGUGUAAAAAAGAUUCGUUUGAUCUCUUUAUCAUUGACCAGCAUGCAAGUGAUGAAAAGUAUAAUUUUGAAUCAUUACAAAAGAAUACUGUGUUCAGAUCCCAAUCAUUGCUAGCUCCAAAGACCUUAGAAUUAAGUGUUAUUGAUGAAUUAUUAGUCAUGGAGUAUGAAAAUGUCUUUUCAAAGAAUGGAUUUAAACUUCAGAUUGAUCCUGAAGAAGAUCCAGGAAAAAGAGUAAAACUUGUCAAAUUUCCCGUGUCAAAAAAUACCACAUUCACUGAAUAUGACUUUCAUGAAUUAAUUCAACUUAUUAGAGAACAUGAAGGACACAAUAUGUCAGCAAUUAGAUGCUCUAAAGUACGCUCCAUGUUUGCUAUGAGAGCUUGUAGAAGCAGUAUCAUGAUUGGUAAACCUUUGAGCCAUAGAACAAUGAAAAAAGUAGUGAGUAAUUUAGGUGAAUUGGAUAAACCUUGGAAUUGUCCUCAUGGGCGACCAACUUUACGCCAUCUAAUGGAACUCAAAGAUUGGGACUCUUUCUAUGAUGAUUAUAUGAUAUAA